CUGCGGAACUGCGCUGUCGUGAUUCAGUCAUUUCAGCAGGACAAAGCUGGGAGCUGACAUCUUUACUAAAGCAGCUCAAUGCUGUGUUUGAAGCUAAUAUCUGAGCUCAGGCUGGCGCUGGAAGUGUAGAAGAUGCUGGAGAGCCAGACUGAGGUGGAGAAGGCGGUGUUUGUUAGUAAUCUGCACAGCAGUGUGAAGGAGGAGAUACUGUAUGAGCUCUUUCUGCAGGCGGGUCCAGUGCGAAAAGUGGUCAUUCCAAGAGACCGAGAGGGACAGCAGAGGACUUUUGGGUUUGUGUACUAUAAACAUGCUGAAGCCGUCCCCUACUCCAUUGAGCUCCUAGAUGGAAUAUGGCUGUACGGUCGACCCAUCAGUCUGAAAUAUCCUUACGGACACUCUCGGCAGGGCUGCGGACCUGCAUCCCCAAACCUGCAGAACGGACUGGCAGGAAACAACACGCUCCCACCUCUGGAUGGAAACACCUGGAGUGACAUGAUAUCUGGUUUGCCCCUGGAUCACUUCUGUCCAGCUCUGUUUCCAGCUCAGGGGCAGCACUGGCCCACUGCCUCUACCCCAACCACUGCUGCCCCAAAGUGGCCUUGGCUGGACUCUGGAUAUGCCUCUUGGAUUGCUGGUUCAGAGGAGCCGUCUCCAGCCUGUGCCAUGUGUAGGCAAAGACGGACACGGAGCACACUCCUGGGAGUGGAAAGCAUCAUAAACGCAGAACAAGCCACGACAGGAAGCACAAGCGCAGGAGAAGACAGAAGGUUUAAGUGUAACUGUGAGCGAGUGCGCUUAUAUAGCUGCUUUAGUGAAGUUAAAAAAGACUCCUGUCUUUACUUCACUGCACAUAUAUCACUAAAUUGCACUUUAAGCCAGUUCCUGAAUUUUGUUUCUGUAUGUUAGUUAAAAAUAAUGCCCAUAACUUUAACAUUAAUUAAGUACAAUGCUGUACCUUUAUUUUCUAGCAGAAUUAAUAUUUCCAGUAAUGUUUCUGGCAUGGUAUGAAUAAAGAAAGAGAAGCAGUG
Messenger RNA from Astyanax mexicanus (Mexican tetra), 1028 nucleotides. It is a transcript of the gene rbm11, whose product is annotated as RNA binding motif protein 11. Gene Ontology annotation, biological process: regulation of alternative mRNA splicing, via spliceosome. NCBI's taxonomy places the organism in Eukaryota, Metazoa, Chordata, Actinopteri, Characiformes, Acestrorhamphidae. The transcript is spliced from 6 exons. The coding region runs from base 133 to 906 and encodes 257 amino acids. Gene Ontology annotation, cellular component: nucleus. Gene Ontology annotation, molecular function: single-stranded RNA binding. The record is from RefSeq and is a predicted model, not a curated record.